AGAUGGUCUAUUCUACUUAAAACCCUAAAACCCCAACUCGCCACUCGCACUUCCACCUCCAAUCUUCUGAUUAUUGGUUAGUAAACAAACAUGAGACCUCCUAGGGGACGCGGCGGUUUUGGUGGCGGUGGCUUCAGGGGCGGCAGAGACGGAGGUGGUCGUGGCGGUAGAGGCGGAGGCCGCUUCGGUGGCGGCCGAUUCCCUCCUCGCGACGAAGGUCCCCCUGCUGAAGUUAUAGAGGUUUCAUCAUUUGUUCAUGCUUGUGAGGGAGAUGCUGUGACGAAGCUCACAAAUGAAAAAAUCCCAUACUUCAAUGCCCCAAUUUACCUUCAAAACAAGACACAGAUCGGUAAAGUUGAUGAAAUAUUUGGCCCCAUUAAUGAAUCUUAUUUUUCGAUUAAAAUGAUGGAAGGAAUUGUGGCCACCUCGUAUUCAGCUGGGGAGAAGUUCUACAUUGACCCGGCUAAGCUUUUACCACUUUCAAGAUUUCUUCAGCAGCCAAAAGGAGCUCAAGUUGGUGGUAGAGGGGGAGGACGUGGGGGAGGAAGAGGUGGUGGGAGAGGUGGUCGUGGAGGUGUUGGAGGCUUUCGUGGAAGGGGUGCUCCAAGGGGAAGAGGUGGCCCUCGGGGCGGUGGUCGUAGUGGAGGUUUCAGAGGUAGAUGGGGAUCAUAGAAUGAGUCUGCAUUUUCAUUGUGUCGUUUUCUUCUUUAAGCUGUCAAUCCAGGGCGCUUCCUAAUCGAACAGAACAAAGCAUGUUAUUAUGAUGGAUUUUUUUCUUAAAUGGAAUUUAGUUAUUAUCAGUUGAUCUUCUGUAAAAUUAACGUGGACUCAAUUUUCGAUUUUAUUGCACUGUCUUUAUGUAAAUUUGCUAAAUAGCUGCAUGCCCUAUGGCAAAUUCAUUGUGCUGAAAUAUGAUAUUUGAAGUUCUGCGAUAA
Molecule: messenger RNA, 935 nt
Organism: Olea europaea var. sylvestris
Lineage: Eukaryota; Viridiplantae; Streptophyta; Magnoliopsida; Lamiales; Oleaceae
Product: H/ACA ribonucleoprotein complex subunit 1-like protein 2
Exons: 4
Coding region: 91-672 (193 amino acids)
Biological process (GO): snoRNA guided rRNA pseudouridine synthesis; ribosome biogenesis
Cellular component (GO): box H/ACA snoRNP complex
Molecular function (GO): box H/ACA snoRNA binding
Source: RefSeq, a predicted model, not a curated record